GCUGGUGCUGAGGGCGGGCGGGGGGCGGCCGGGGCUGCGUCUGUUGAGUCCUCGCGGGCACCGACCGCGCUCCCGCCGCGCCCCGCGCAGCCCCUCGCCGGCGCCACUUGCGCUUUGUCGUUUGGUUUUUUUUGUUGUUUUUUUUCCUGCUUUUGCCUCUAUUUUUGAAUUUUCCUCCCGCUGCCCUCUGCGGCGGCGCUUCCGGCGGCUCUGCGGGCGGUUCCGGCUGAGGGCUCCUCCUGCGGCGGCGAUCGGCGGGGGCGAUGCUGGUGGCGGCGGCGGCGGGGGCCGCUGCGGGCGGCGCGGAGGAGCAGCGCGGGAGCCGCUUCAGCGUCCUGACGUGGGAGCAGGUGCAGCGCCUGGACCAGAUCCUGGGGGAGGCCGUGCCCAUCCACGGCCGCGGCAACUUCCCCACGCUGUCGGUGCGGCCCCGCACCAUCGUGCAGGUUGUCCGCAGCCGCCUGGAGAAGAAAGGAAUCCCAGUGCACAACGUCAGGCUGAAUGGCUCAGCUGCCAGCCACAUCCUCCACCAGGACAGUGGCUUGGGCUACAAGGACCUGGACCUGAUUUUCGGCGUGGAUCUGAAGACGGAGGACGUUUUCCAGCUGGUGAAAGAUGUGGUGAUGGAUUGCCUGCUGGAUUUCCUCCCUGAAGGUGUCAACAAGGACAAGAUCACCCCCAUGACCCUGAAGGAGGCCUACGUGCAGAAGCUGGUGAAGGUUUGCAACGAGACCGACCGCUGGAGCCUCAUCUCGCUCUCCAACAACAGCGGCAAGAACGUGGAGCUCAAAUUCGUGGAUUCUCUGCGGCGCCAGUUCGAGUUCAGCGUGGACUCCUUCCAGAUCAUCCUGGACUCGCUGCUGCUCUUCGGGGAGUGCUCGGAGACCCCCAUGGCCGAGAACUUCCACCCCACGGUCACCGGGGAGAGCAUGUACGGGGACUUCGAGGAGGCCAUGGAGCACCUGCGCAACCGCGUGAUCGCCACCAGGAACCCCGAGGAGAUCCGCGGCGGGGGGCUGCUCAAGUACUGCAACCUCCUGGUCAGGGGCUUCAAGCCCAAGUCCGAGGUGGAUAUGAAGGCCCUGCAGAGGUACAUGUGCUCCAGGUUUUUCAUAGACUUCUCCGACAUCGGCGAGCAGCUGAGGAAGCUGGAGUGUUACCUGCAGAGCCACUUUGUGGGCAUGGAGAGCAACAGAUAUGACUAUUUGAUGACCCUGCACAGGGUGGUCAAUGAGAGCACGGUCUGCCUCAUGGGACACGAGCGAAGGCAGACCCUGAACCUCAUUGCCAUGCUGGCUGUCAGGGUCCUGGCUGAGCAGAACAUCAUCCCCACCGUCACAAAUGUCACCUGCUACUACCAGCCAGCCCCUUAUGUCAGUGAAAUAAACUUCAACUACUACGUGACCCACGUGCAGCCCUUCCUGCCUUGCAAUCAGUCUUACCCCACGUGGCUUCCCUGUAACUGAGCCAGGACUAACGCCAGGGUCUGUCCUCCAAGGUACUCCUUGCCUUGGGGGGUUGGGAGGGUGGGGAGGGGGAAAGAAAUAAAACCUACAGCCUUCUAGAACUGCAACAAGAGGAAAUUCCUGGACUCUGGCUUGAGUGUCUCGUUCCUGGAGGUGUUGGAGCGAGGCCUGUCUGCUGUACACUGUGACGGGAGGUGCAGUGUUCUGGAAACGACUCCCUAGGGAAUUGUGGAGGCUGGGGUGGGUGGGGUGUGUGAGGGGAGACUGUAGAAUUACGUUAAGGUAGAGCUGCACUGCCCUGAAAUGGAUCUGCAUUGUGUUGGUUUUUUUUUUAGUGCAGGAGGUGUUAUGGGUGUGCAAACUUGUGGUUUCUGCCGAGAGAAGCCAGAGUGGCUAAUUCCUUUGAAGGACCAAAGAAUCCUGUUUAAGUGCCUGUAACAAUACAAACACAACUGUACUGUAAACCUUUAUUAUUUUUUGCGAGGGCUGACGGCCCAAAGCUUGAGUGGGGAAUGUCUGAAGAGGAAAACGUUUCUGUUGUGCGUGGGGAGGGUCGCCAGAUCAUUUCUUAUCCUGGCUGAGGCCAGAGCAGGUUCUGUGUGGCAGGGUUUGGGUGUCACUGCUGCCUGUGAAGGACCAGUGGAGCAGAGAGGUGCCCAAGUGGGGCUGCACAAACCAUGGAAUGGCUGAGUGGAAAUGCCCAAAGUGAGGAACGCUGGGCAGGGGGAGCAUGGUGGAAAAUGCUGUGCAGAGCUUGCUGGAAAAAAGGCAGCAGGAUAUAGCUGAGUUCCUAAAUGAUGAGGGAGGUGAUUUGUCCAGGAGCCUGUCCCAGGCUGCCAUACCUAAUCCUGUCUUUUCUAGGGGAAUUUGAAAUGCUGCUCUUCCUAUUUUAUUUUUUUUUUUUUUUUGGCAUGCAGUGUGUUUUUGAUGCACAAAGCCAGAGUUCAGCUGGGCUGUCGGGGAAGGUGAGGCUUGUCCUUUGAAGCACAAACCAUCCAGGUCAGUCAUUUCCAGCCUUUGCUGUGUCCUCCAGGGAGGUGGACAGACCUUCUCCAUGCUGGAGAUAUCCCUUGGACAGGUCCUGUCUUCAAAUCAGCCURUUCCCAGCUGUGUGAGCCACUGAUAGCAUUUGAAAUUCUUUCUCUAGCUAGAAAUGGAGCCUGGGCUGGCGUGGGUGAAGUUAGUCAGGCCUUAGGAAAAUAAAUUGUUUUCUAGACAGACCCUCUGAUGUUUUGAGGGUUUGCCUCUCAGUUCAAUUGGUUUUGAAGUUGGGUGUCUGGAGCAGAGGAGUUUUUCACGGAGGUGCCAGGGCUGCUGUGCCCCUGAUGUGGGCAGGGAGGGGCAGGCACUGCCCAGGGAUGCUGCUCCAGCAACACCACAACUCCCUGGUGCUUCCUCCGAGGCCACCUACUCGAGAACCUUUACUAACUUGUUGUUUGUUUUUGUUCUUUUGUUCCUGUUUUGGUGACAAAACUGUAACAGUUGGGCAGAUUGAAAUAAAGACUAGAAUGUUUAUA
Messenger RNA from Malurus melanocephalus (red-backed fairy wren), 2983 nucleotides. Its product is annotated as terminal nucleotidyltransferase 5B-like. Gene Ontology annotation, biological process: mRNA stabilization. Lineage: Eukaryota; Metazoa; Chordata; Aves; Passeriformes; Maluridae. Bases 264 to 1466 code for a protein of 400 amino acids. The record is from RefSeq and is a predicted model, not a curated record. The transcript has 2 exons. Gene Ontology annotation, molecular function: poly(A) RNA polymerase activity; RNA binding.